Molecule: messenger RNA, 735 nt
Organism: Medicago truncatula (barrel medic)
Lineage: Eukaryota; Viridiplantae; Streptophyta; Magnoliopsida; Fabales; Fabaceae
Product: protein MAIN-LIKE 2-like
Exons: 2
Coding region: 1-735 (244 amino acids)
Biological process (GO): meristem maintenance; meristem development
Source: RefSeq, a predicted model, not a curated record
AUGACAAUCACUUUGGACAAUGUGCAUAAUCUCCUACACAUUCCUAUUCACGGCCGCAUGCUGGACCACGAUGAAGCAAUGGGUCAGGAGCGUGCGUUUGAUUUGAUGACCAGGUUGUUGGCCAUGUCAGAUGUUGAUGUUAGGGCUGAGAUUAGGACUGAGUCUGCUGGUCAUAUCAGUUAUCCCACAUUGAAGCGGGUUUAUGAAGACCACCUGACAGAGGCUAGACGGCUGGACGACCCACAUAUGAGGGAGGAGUUGCAGGAGAGAGCCAGGAGGAGACAGUGGUGUGUGAGGAGUUUUCUUCUAUAUCUCGUCGGUUGUGCGCUGUUCACUAACAAAACGAAUAGACACAUCGACAUGAUAUAUCUUGAUUGUAUGGUGGACUUGCAGACGAUUGGGAAGUGGUCAUGGGGAGGGAUGGCCUUAGCGUACCUGUACGACUAUCUGGAUGAUUAUGUUAUUCUGAAUAACAGAACGAUAGCUGCGAGAACGACUCUUUUUAUGGGAUGGAUUUUGGAGCAUUUGUCAGGUCCGUACCCAAGGAAGAAAAACAAGGAGUGGACGCUGAAGAGACCAUGUGCUGGGAGAUGGCUUACAUGCAAAGGGCAUAAAGUUGUGCACCAUUACCGCUCAUGGCUUGAUCACUUAGAGGUGGAUGACGUCAGGUUUUCUACUUAUGGUGAUCACAGAGAGAUACAUCUUUUUCAGCUUAUUGUCACUUACUUGGGAUGA